Messenger RNA from Paraphaeosphaeria sporulosa, 2254 nucleotides. Its product is annotated as MFS general substrate transporter. Gene Ontology annotation, molecular function: basic amino acid transmembrane transporter activity. Gene Ontology annotation, cellular component: fungal-type vacuole membrane. Lineage: Eukaryota; Fungi; Ascomycota; Dothideomycetes; Pleosporales; Didymosphaeriaceae. Gene Ontology annotation, biological process: transmembrane transport; basic amino acid transport. The record is from RefSeq and is a predicted model, not a curated record. The coding region runs from base 182 to 1888 and encodes 568 amino acids. The transcript is spliced from 5 exons.
UUCUAGGCUACUAGUAGGGUACGCAAAAUUUUGAAGGCGACAAAGAUGCGUCAGACACGUUUUUGCCUGCUGCCAGAAGGCCUGACUCAGUACUCAUGGUCAUACAUUACCGACGUCAACUUCGGAGUCUCAGCGACUCUAGAUACAGGUCUUUCUCAUAUUAAACACUACGCAGCGAUAGAUGGCAGGUGCGACGUUGAACCCAGCGGACGAGCGCACACCGUUGCUGUCAGAAUCGAUCGUGACUGCGGCCGAAGGAAACUCUGCACCCUUACUGACGGAGCAAAUAUCCAAUGAGUAUCGGGUGACCGACUCUGCGCGCAGCCAUGGAAAGGCAGCAGAUGAAGAGACGGGAUCCUCAGGUGGUCUGGCGCGCACAUCCAUUCGACAGGUGGUUCUUGUCCUACUGAUCGGAGUCUUCAUUUCCAAUGCGGACGGCUCCAUUCUCUUGGCCGUACACCCUAUCAUCGCUUCCGAGUUUGACGCUCUGCACGACUCUAGCUGGCUUCUCACGAGCUUCGGACUCGCUGCAGCGGCGAUGCAGCCCAUAUACGGGAAGAUGAGCGACAUCUACGGCCGCAAGUCGCUUUUACUCGUGGCAUACGUUCUCUUUGCAACGGGUUGCGCCUAUGUUGGCGUCGCUACAACGAUGAAAGAUGUUAUAAUAGGCCGUGUUAUAUCUGGAUUGGGUGCAUCUGGGAUGACUGCUCUCGUCUCUAUCUUGAUCACCGACCUCGUGCCACUGCGAGACGUAGCGACAUGGCGCUCGUACGUCAACAUCGCUGCAACGACCGGUCGCAGUAUCGGAGGACCACUAGGUGGCUGGCUCGCGGAUACAGUGGGCUGGCGCUGGUCAAUGAUGGGGCAGAGCCCUGCGGCUGCUAUCGCCAUCGUCCUCAUCGCCACGGUUCUACCCUCUCACACCCAGUCCACCUCAGAUGCAGUCGGAACCACGAGAGGAAGUAAGCUUGCUCGGAUAGAUUUCCUGGGGUCAUUAUUGACUACCCUCACUAUCUUAUGCUUCCUUCUACCGCUGCAGAUUGGUGGUGAUCGCCUACCGUGGUCACAUCCGGCUAUACUUGGUCUGCUUGGAGCUGCAUAUGUGUUCGCGGCACUUUUCGUUCUGGUUGAAGCCAGAUUUGCAAGGGAACCGGUCAUCCCGCUGACUUUGUUCCAAAACAAGGACGUUGUGCUCUCGGCUUUGAUCAUGAUGAUUCAAGGAAUGGCUCAAAUGGCGCUAAUGUUUGCGAUCCCUCUCUACUUUCAAGUUACUACCGGUGCAUCGAAUACAGUCGCUGGUGCUCACCUCUUCCCUGCCGUUGCGGGUAACGCUGUGGGUGGUCUAUUAGCCGGAGCGUUCAUUAAGAGGACUGGCCGAUACAAGACCAUCACUCUACUCGCCAUUCUCUCCGCAUGCGGCGCCUAUCUCCUCCUUAUCCUUCGAUGGCACGGUCACACCAAUUGGCUCGAGUCGCUAUACAUCAUUCCCGGCGGCUUUGCCAUGGGUGUCGCAGGCUCGACGCUCUUCAUCAGUGUCCAAGCUUCGAUCGAUUCAGCGUAUUCGGCCGUUGCCGCUUCUACGCUGUACCUGGCCGGAUCUGCUGGAGGUGUGAUUGGUAUGGCAUCUUCAAGCGCUGUGCUGCAAGGCUCGUUGCGUCUCAUACUGGAUCGGAAAUUGGGAGAAGGAGGAUUCGAAGGUCUGAAAAAGAUGAAAAUCAUUGAGCGUGCAGUUUCCGAUGUUCACUACGCCGAACACGCAAAACCUGCCAUCUCGCACAUCGUUGUCGCUUCCUACGUGGAUGCGCUCACUUGGACUCACGUUCUGUCUUUGACAUGUUCCAUCCUGGGCUUUGUUUUGACCGCAUUCUUGACGCAGCAUAAGCUGUAGACAUUCGAUUAUGCCACAGAGUGUCUCAGCUACAGGCAAGAGCAAGUACAAAUUCGUACUAACGCUCAGCCUCACCGCAUAUCCAACUCCUUGUAUCGGCACUAGAGCAUACAAUUGGUGGUGCAAGCCCACAAUUGACUUAAUAGGUGCCACCAAUCAUCUCUCACAAAUCUCUUUAUCCCCCAAGCCUACUUCCUGCAUUUUCUAUCUUCAUGUCCUUUUUUCUACUGCCACACUCACUAUCUAGACGCAAGGAGGCAUUUCCUUUUAUACCACAACGAGCAAAUCCCACUACACAAUGCCAUAAACAUGAGUACCACAAGAUUCAAACAACCAAAUCUCCAAUAGAAAGAGUUCAAGCUCCUG